Protopterus annectens (West African lungfish) is the source of this 3553-nucleotide messenger RNA. RefSeq names its product E3 ubiquitin-protein ligase HECTD3-like. NCBI's taxonomy places the organism in Eukaryota, Metazoa, Chordata, Ceratodontiformes, Protopteridae. The transcript has 22 exons. Gene Ontology annotation, molecular function: ubiquitin-protein transferase activity. The record is from RefSeq and is a predicted model, not a curated record. Bases 268 to 2802 code for a protein of 844 amino acids.
AGUAAUUACAGUUGGCUAGAUUUCUGUUAAGUACUGCUUCCUGGGAGAUUUCACCUCUGUCGCUUUGUCAGAGAGAAUGACAAAACUGGAAUACAUACGUAUACAUCUUUUUAAUUAAACAAUCCUGACAAGGAUACAAUAUAUCAGUAAGGCUUUAUGAAAGCAAUACUGUGCAUUAUACACACUGCCACGGUGACUAUUCAUUUACAUGCUUACAGCUUCAACUCUGCUGUCACUUUCAGGAAGUAGAGAAACCACCUGGAGACAAUGACACCGGCAGACUGUCCUCACCUGCUCUUGGGCAGAAUUCGCUUCUUACUAGAGUGUAUUGAAUGUUUCAAAGAGACUAGACCUCUUCCUGAAUCUCUCUGUUAUGUGCCUAAAGAAAAAUAUUACGAGAUAUGCAAGGACAAUAAUUCUACGUUAUCUGCAGGGAAGAGAAUUUUCCCAGUCUGGGAAUUACCACGCCAUUACAAAGGUAUCAAAAAACCCUUCCGGUUUAACAUUGAGGUGGAAAGAGGUAGCUGUAUUUGUGCCACAGGAGAGGAAUACUUGAACAGCUAUGGGCUGUGGGUCAGAAUGAACAAAGAACAACUAAAAAAAUAUAAACUUGGCUGUGACCUGGAGGAAGGCUGGAUUUUACUGAUUGAAUGUACAGAAACAUGUAAUAGAUUAGUCCCAUGUGAAUCAUUAGACCAGAUUCAGAAUCAACAGCUACUGUAUGGUUAUGAUUACAAACCAUUUAACAGGUGGGAAGAGGUAGUGGAUGCAAAAUACUCCUAUUCCAUUGGGCUGAAGAAAAAAAUUGUAGAGCUGGAUGAAGUGGCAGUGGAAAGGAUGAGGUAUACUCCACCAAACUGGACAUAUGAAUGUGAUGAAGAUCUUAUCCAUUUUUUAUCCAGCACUAUAGGAAGUGAUGAGAAAAGCCGUCUCAAUGAAUACAUUGAUAAGAUCGAAGUUUCAUCUUAUGAGGAUAAAUUAUACAGUGAGUACUUGACAGAUGGCUCUACUGAUACUUACUGGCAAAGUGAUAGUUGUGAAAAACCUCACUGGAUACGUUUGCACCUAAAGAAAGGUGUAACUAUCAGAAAACUUAGUUUAAUAUUUGCAUCAACUGAUGAAUACUACUUGCCAAGACUGAUAGCCGUGUACUGGAAGCAGGACAAUGACUUGAAGAAACUCAGUGAAAUCAGCAUUAAAGAAUUUCCAAUUACAGAAAUUUCUGUUCUGGAAAAUACAUCUCCCUUUAUGUCUGUAAUAGAAAUCCACCUCCUGGAAUGCAAAGAAGGACUGAGAGAUGUCCAGAUCAGGGGAAUAAAUAUCACAUCUUCAUCACCUUUUGUGGCCUUAAGUAUGGAUGUGUUCCAAUCAGAUAAUCUCAUUCAUUAUCCACGUCUUGAAGGAAUAGAUCCUGAUAUGUUGUAUCGACGUGCCAUUGCCAUUCAGAGGUUCGUAAUGGUGCUGGAUAAUCUGCUAACUCACAUUGUCCCUACCUGGAAUUACACUGUAGGCACCUUUCUUCAGCUUAAGUACAUCAAGCAAUUUUUACUGCUGUCCAAAUGUCGUUCUGCACUCAUUUCUCAGUUACUGGAGGAGUCAGAAAGCAAUAAGCCAUCUACUUUACCCACUGUAAUUAUUAACAGAAGGCUAGCCAUAAAGCAACUUGAAAAUGUCUCCAAUAACCACAACUACAACAAUACUGUCUUCUGUCAGAUUUAUGAUGACCUGAAGCUUUCAAAAAGCUGUCACUCAUUCGAUUACAGGUGGCCUUCAGAAUAUACUCAAUGGUGGGAGUGCAAAUUUGUCUCAGAGGGCAUGGUAGAUCACGGUGGGGGCUUCCGUGAAAGCAUUUCUACUAUUUCAGAGGAGCUGUGUCCAAGUUCAAUGGAUAGUCCAGUACCACUGCCUUUCUUUGUGAGAACAUGCAAUCAGACUAAUAAUACGGGUGAGAGCAGGGAUAGGUAUGUCCCAAACCCUUCCUGUAAAGACUAUGCUAAAUAUGUUUGGAUUGGUCAACUCAUGGGAGCUGCAUUCAGAGGGGAGGAAUUCCUGGCCCUGUCAUUACCUGCUAUCAUUUGGAAACAGCUUUCAGGAGAAACAGUCAGCUGGAGAAGAGAUUUCCCAGCAGUGGAUUCCAUGCUGGUAACACUGCUAGAAACACUGGAGACCAUGGAUAAGGAGGCAUUUGAGUUUCAGUUUGGCAAUGAACUGAACUACACAACAAUGCUUAGUGACCAGAACGUAGUAGAACUAAUACCAGGGGGCAGCCACAUCCCUGUUAAGUAUGAAGACAGGAAAGAGUUCAUUCAACUGGUGCAGCAAGUCAGACUGCAAGAGAGCAAGAUACAGAUUGCAGCGAUACAAACUGGACUGCUCAGGGUGGUACCACGCAUUGUUUUCACUCUUCUAACUUGGCAGGAGUUAGAGAAAAAAAUCUGUGGUGAUCCAGAGAUUACAGUUGAGGCUUUAAAACAAUCAACUGAAUAUGCCGGUAUUGAACCAACUGAAAAUCGAAUACAAUACCUUUGGGAGGCCCUGACGAACUUCACCAAUGAGGACCGUAGAUGCUUCUUGAGGUUUAUUACUGGCAGAAGUCGACUUCCUACUAACAUAAUAAUUCACCGAGGAAAAUUAGAGUAUGAUGAUUGUACCAAAGAUUUAGAUCUCUUCCCAGAGUCCUCCACUUGUUGCAAUACUCUCUUCCUCCCGGAUUAUCCAAGUGCAAAGUUGUGUGAAGAAAAACUUCGUUAUGCAAUAUAUAACUGUGUGACAAUAGAUGCAGACGAUAUUCCAGAAUAUUGAAGGCUGAGGGCUCAUAGGAAAUUGCCUUCAUCAACAAUGUGGACUCAGAAAUUUGUCCACACAUGGUUUUUCAGCAUACUGAACUGCAUAUUGGCAUAACAUACUUACAAGUGGAAAAAAGUGAAUGACUUAGGCAAUAAAUCUCUUGUCUAAGAUAUCUCUAAUGGCUUUGCUCUCUGUACAAUGAUUACAGGAAUAAACAUUUUGUGAGACAUGUUACACAAAGGAUCCAGUUUGCUUUUUAAGCCAAACAUAUUUCCCUUAUUCCUACAAGUUAAAGGAGUAUGGUUUUCAACUUUCUGAUUAAUAGCUUAACUAGUAUAUUCAUAGCAUUUACAAGUGGAAAUGCAUUCAGUCAGAUGUUAAAAAUGAAUGUGAAUAAACAAACCUUUGCUGUGCACAUAUAUGUUUUGCCUCCUGUGCUCUGUUGUAUUCAGCUCCCAUGGUGUAGCCUCAUUGGUGUGUAACAAUGCCACAUGUGAAAAGGUUUAAGUGCAUGGUUGACAGAGUGUUGGACUGUGAGGGUAGGAGUGAGGUCUUACCUUUGGGGAUGGUUCCUCACUGCAGGAUUGUCCUCUUAUGGAGGCUGUAGAACCUUCCCAAGGUUAUAAAAAAUGAGAACAGUUUUUAUUGCACCCGUGAUGUGUGAUGUUGCAUGAACAAGCUGUCAUGAAAGGAGAUGCUACCAGUCCAGCUAGCUGGAAUUAUGUCAUUUGUGAAUAUCAACAUGAUUUAUAUAGACGUGUGACAA